UUUGCCGACUAAGAAGAAGGAUAAGGGAAGGCUUAUAUUGCCAGUGUUAGGCUUCGGUUCGCCACGUUCUGUAUGUGCUCGUUUAGUGUAGUUACUCGAUGGAAUCGAUAGACAGUGAUAAGAUACGUAAGAGAGAACGUAUAUUCUCAGUGAACGGGAAAGGGAGACAACAAUCACAAUCAGUGAACGGGAAAGGGAACAACAAUCAAGCAUAAGGACACGAACACACACACACACAUACAUAUACGCCAAAUUGAGGAAGCAUUGUUUCGUUAUCGACAUUUAAUUAUUGUGAUUAUCAUCUUUCCAUCUAAGAGGAGUAGUAAAGAGCGGCAUCUUUGACUUUUUGUUUGCUGAUCUAAGCGUAGCAGUUGUUAGAAUUCGCGCACAGUAUCUCAAAGCUGCCAACUGUAAGAUUCUUUUGCGUUUAUCAAUCGGAAUCGGAAACCAGUUAACUUAUUACUUUUUGCCUAACAAGGUGAUGCGAUCCUUUUUGACACACCGAUGAAGCGUACUAAGGGUACGCUAAAUCGUAAAUGCUGAAAACAUUCUUAUUCGCUCUCAGAGGAUGGUGGGACGAGUGUGUAGUUUUUAAGUUCGAGUUUAUGUUUGAGCUUAUCAUAUGUGUGUGUGUGAGCGUUAUUGGCCAGAACAAUCUCAAUCAUAUUUAUAAAUGCUAAUAUGUAAGAGGCGUGUAGCGUUUAGCAGCAGAUGAUCACAAAACGAUGGUAAUCCAUUACGCGCAUGGGUUGGAUGAAAUUCAGCCUCACAUUCGCACGCGAGCGAAUCAGAAGCAAGCGAGAAAGGGCGAGAUGGAAGAAAGGCAAAAAACUCCAAGUGGUAUUUAUAUUUAACUAACGAAGCUAAGCGAAGAAAAGCGAAAAUAGAUGAAAAACUGUUUUUUUCAUUCUUCACCUAAUCGACAGCGGCGUGCUACAAGUUGUGUGUUUGAGAAAAUGAGAAAAAGAUGUACUUUUUGUCACCCAUUUGGUUGGUCUUGUUUAUCCUUACGACCCCGAAUCUACUAGCGGAUGGCCACGAUGACACCUUCUUUCAAACACUUUUCGAUGAAACCAGCGUCCUGUUCAACAAUGGUACGCCCCGCAUACCGGACACAAAGGUUUUCCGGAAGGAGUACGAUUUCAUCAUCAUCGGUGCCGGUUCGGGUGGAUCCGUGAUGGCCAACCGAUUGUCCGAGGUACGGGACUGGAACGUGCUGUUGCUGGAGGCGGGCAAGGAAGGUAACAUGCUGACCGAGGUACCGCUGACGGCUGGCCUGACCAGCAUUACAGGUUACAACUGGGGCUACAAGGCUGACCCGAUGAAGGGUGCCUGUUUGGGGCUGAAGGGAGGCGUCUGCAAUUGGCCUAAAGGGCGCGGUCUCGGUGGCACCAGCCUCAUCAACUUCCUCAUCUACACACGUGGUCACCGGAGCGAUUACGACGGUUGGGAGCAGGCGGGCAACCCUGGCUGGGGCUAUCGUGAGGUGCUGCAGUACUUCAAGAAGUCGGAACGUGUGCAGAUUCCCGAACUGCGACACUCCCCGUACCGCUCUACGGCGGGAUUGGUCGACGUGGAAGAGUCUCAAUUUGAGACACCCCUGUUGAAGCGGUUCAUUGAGGCGGGUCGUGACUUCGGGUACAUGGAGACAGAUCCGAACGGGGAAAUUCAACUCGGUUUCGGUAAAGCGCAAGCGACCAUGCGCAGAGGACGUCGAUGCAGUGCGUCCAAGGCUUACCUCGUACCGGCCUCAAGGCGUCCCAACCUGGACAUAUCAAUGUACUCCCGCGUCACCAAAGUGCUGAUUGAUCCGGUAACGAAGCAAGCGUACGGUGUGGAGUUCAUCAAGCGUCGACGGCGGUAUGUGAUAAGAGCGCGUAAGGAAGUGAUCCUGGCGGCGGGUGCUAUUGCCUCGCCGCAGCUGCUGAUGCUGUCCGGUGUCGGCCCCAGGGAGCACCUGAAGGAGAUGGGCAUUCCCGUGGUGCAGGAUCUACCGGUAGGGUAUAACAUGCAGGACCAUUUGAAUCUGCCAGGGUUGGUGUUCCCGGUGAACCAACCGGUGACGGUACGGGAACGAGACAUGCGUUCGCCGCGCCCCAUUAUCGACUAUCUGGUACAUGGCCGGGGUCCAUUCACCUCUCCGGGCGGUGCGGAGGGUGUCGCUUUUGUAAAGACUAACAUUAGCUUCACGCCCUCCGAUUAUCCGGACAUUGAGCUGGUCAUGGGCACAGGUGCUUACAACAACGAUGAGUCGGGUACGCUGCGGGCAACGAUCGGCUUUACGGACCAGUUCUACCACAGCACGUACGGCUCGAUCCUUGGAAAGCAUGCGUUUUCGGUCUCACCGGUUCUGAUGCGGCCGAAGAGUCGUGGUCGCAUCUCGCUCAAAAGCAUCAAUCCGUUCCAUUGGCCCCGUAUGGAGGGUAACUUCUUUGCGGACUAUGACGAUCUGCUCGUGCUGCGGGAAGGCGUCAAGCUGACGGUCGAUCUGAUUGAAUCUCGCAGCUUCCGUGACGUUGGGGCACGGUUGCACAGUACACCGUUUUACGGCUGUGAGCAGCAUCGCUUCCGAAGCGAUGAGUAUUGGGAGUGUGCCAUCAGACGUAUCGGUAGUACGUUGCAGCAUCAGUGCGGUACGUGCAAGAUGGGCCCUGUGACCGAUCCGGAAGCGGUCGUCAAUCCGCAGCUGCAGGUGUACGGCAUCCAGGGGCUGCGUGUCGUCGACGCAUCGAUCAUACCAACCAUACCGGCAUCGCACACCAACGCAGUGGUGUUUAUGAUCGGCGAGAAGGCGGCCGACAUGGUGAAAGACUUUUGGGCCAACGAAAUACGCUAACCAGCGCUGGUGUCGGCGAUACCUUUUCUCACUCUCUAGUCAACUUCGAUCACCGGUUUUGCCCGGUGAUCGUAGCACAGUCCCGGCGAAGGUGUCGGAGCACACGCACGCACGUCUCGCGAGUUGCUUGCGUGCACAAAUCUUCCCUCGUUUCUGUUCUGCCCAUCUUCUCUUCCCAUGAAAGAGUUGCCAACCGAGCGUUCGGUGUAGAAUUAAGCGAAAUAAAGAGACUGCUCUACUGUAAACAAACGGUAAUAAACGGUUUCCACGCCGGGCGCGUUUAUUUGCGUAAGCGAUCUGAUCGACUUUC
Messenger RNA from Anopheles merus, 3146 nucleotides. RefSeq names its product glucose dehydrogenase [FAD, quinone]-like. The coding region runs from base 968 to 2836 and encodes 622 amino acids. Lineage: Eukaryota; Metazoa; Arthropoda; Insecta; Diptera; Culicidae. The record is from RefSeq and is a predicted model, not a curated record. The transcript has 5 exons. Gene Ontology annotation, molecular function: flavin adenine dinucleotide binding; oxidoreductase activity, acting on CH-OH group of donors.